AUGUACAUCGGGCUCUUUGCGACUUUCCCAAAAACAAAAAAAAAAAAAAAAAAUGCAGUAAAGAAAGAAAGAAAGAAAGAAGAAAAGAAGAAAAGAAAGAAGCAAACAAAAGGGGAGGAAGAAGCCAGAACGCCUGGAGAGCAGCAAAGGGGGAACGCAGCUCGGCAGCUGGGAAAGGCAGAUGGCAGCAGGCCGGAAGGAAAUGUGACCCCUAAGUAG
Messenger RNA from Trichophyton benhamiae CBS 112371, 219 nucleotides. RefSeq lists its product as uncharacterized. The record is from RefSeq and is a predicted model, not a curated record. Bases 1 to 219 code for a protein of 72 amino acids. The transcript has a single exon. Lineage: Eukaryota; Fungi; Ascomycota; Eurotiomycetes; Onygenales; Arthrodermataceae.